AUUUAUGUUCCAGCAAAAUAAUGCAAACAUUGGAAUACUGUGGAACAGACACUCCACCAUAUUGUGGAGAGCUAAUCUUGUUCGAUGGAAGGCAACUUCUUUCAGGACAGCAUUCUUUUUUAUUCUUCGGGGAUGCAUGUCACUGACAAAAAAAUUAAUGAUAGCCAAACGGGGUUGAUCAUUGUGAACAUCCAUUUUCGAUAUGGUCUGUUGCAUAUGAACAGAGAGAGAGAGAGAGACAGAAAGAGAGACUUCCUGCUCUUCCUGCCUCGUUUCGGCCUCUUCCUCGAUGCUAAUGUUCCUAAUAUAACGAUAAUGACUCCGAUGGUCACGAUGGCGAGAUGGAAAAAGUUUAUGCCUCAUUCAGAGCUAGCAUUCUUGCUCGACCACUGUAAAGGUAGCUUUUCCCACAUAACUCAAACACAUGCGUUCAUGGUCUUAAGAGGCCUUGACCAAGAUAACACCCUCCUCAGCAAACUCAUCGACACCACAUCCUCCUUGGGUUUCUCGGACUAUGCCUACUCCAUCUUCCAGCAUAAGAAGGAUGCUAACAUCUAUCUUUGGAACACCAUGAUCAAGGGUCUCUCUUCCAUUCCUCAUUCACCGGAAGCAAUUUCACUUUACAAUACAAUCCAGAACGUCGGGUUACGACCAGAUAGCUAUUCCAUACCUUUCGUCCUGAAGGCUUGCGCUCACCUUUCUACCACAACAACUACCAUGGCAAUCCAUGCUCAGGCGGUUAGGAUUGGUCUCUGUCAGGAUGUUCACGUCCAGACAGCCUUCAUCCAAACUUAUGCUGCCUGUGGCUAUUUGUCGUGCUCUCGCCAGAUUUUUGACCAAAUGCAUGACAGAGAUUUGAUCUCAUGGAAUGCCAUUCUUGCAGCAUAUGUCAAGUUCGGUGACAUUAAAACUGCAUGCAAAUUGUUCGAUGAAAUGCCCCAUAAGGAUGUCAUCUCUUGGACGGCCUUGAUAGCUGGUUAUGCACAGAUCAACCAACCUAAUGAGGCUAUCAUUCUCUUCAGGAGGAUGCAGUUUGUGGAUAUAGAACCAGAUGAGAUCACCAUUCUAUCAGUUCUCUCUGCCUGUGCUCAAGUGGGUGCUUUAGAAUUGGGUGAAUGGAUACAUGCUUACAUUGAUAGGCAUAAUUUAUGUAAGAUUGUUCCACUUACAAAUGCUCUAAUUGAUAUGUAUGUCAAAUCUGGUCGCAUUGAUAAGGCUUUGGAAGUUUUCAAUGGUAUGAUCCACAAAAGCGUGAUAACUUGGAGUACCAUUAUUGCUGGCCUUGCUUUCCAUGGCUUAGGUAUGGAAGCUUUAAAGAUGUUUUCUAGGAUGGAAGGAGCUGAAGUGAUGCCUAAUGGUGUAACUUUUAUUGCUAUUCUGUCCGCAUGUAGCCAUAUAGGAUUUGUUAAAGCUGGCCGCUGUUUUUUUGACAAAAUGAGAACAAAGUAUAGUAUUACACCCAAGAUUGAGCACUAUGGUUGCAUGGUUGACUUACUUGGGCGUGCUGGUUACCUGUGUGAAGCAUUUCAGUUAAUAAGCGAGAUGCCAUUCAUAGCAAAUGGGGCAAUAUGGGGUGCUUUGCUGUCUGCUGCGAGGAUUCAUGUUGAUGUUAAACUAGGUGAGCUAGCACUGCAGCACCUUACUGAGGUGGAGCCCCAUAACAGUGGCAAUUACAUACUUUUGUCGAAUAUAUAUGCUUCUCUUGGAAGAUGGGACGAUGUUAGGAAUAUAAGGGAGUUGAUGAGAGACAAAGGUGUGAAAAAGCCUCCAGGCGGGAGUUAUGUUGAAGUAGGGAAUAGUGUCCAUGAGUUUGUUGCAGGAGACAAUUCUCAUCCACAUGCUGAAAGAAUAUAUGAAAUUGCCAGUGAGAUAGAUCUGCAACUGAGAAUGGCUGGUUAUGUACCAAAUACAUGUAUCUUGCUGGAUUUUGAUGAGGGUUGAAAAGGAAAAUUCUUUUCUAUUCAACUCUGAAGUGCAAGCGGUUAUUCAUGUGCGCUGGUGUAGGUAGUUUCUAAAGGAUGACAAGGGAGGGAAGCUCAGAAUGUAGUCCAAGUAUAUCUAGCAAAUUUUCACCUUAAGGCUGUCGGUACAGAUGUGCUGGUAGUUGUAUAUAAAGCAAUACUAAUAAACCCUGUGAUCGCCUUUAUUAGAAAUUCCUUCACAUCCUUGACAAGCAAGUGGAGCUUACCGAGUCAGAUGGGAGAUUGCCGCUCCUCUGUAUUUUGUGACCCAAUGUUAUGUAUUUGAGUGCCUUCUUGUAGGUAAACAAGGUACUAGCAAUUGACUAUGACUUAGAAAGUAGUCAAUCUGCUGUCCUACUUUAGCAAUUGAAGGACCUCACACUCAUGCACACGUGUUUAUCAUUGCCAUGUUCUUUGAUCUAUGUCAUCAAAAGCAUUACGCACUGUCUAGGCAGUAGAUCCUGCCUAGGAACAGUACACCAAUCUAAACAGAAAACAAAUAAAGAUUAAAAACUAAUAUCUCUAUGUUCAUUACAUAGUUAACUCCAAAAACAAGAUAAAGACAUGAACAUUUAACAUUUAAACAGUAGAUAAUUGUGUUAACUCUAACAACUGUAUUACACAAAAGUUUAACUGGUAUAUUAUAUUAAAGAAUACCAUAACUGGAUACUAUUAGCAAAUGAAUAACGUUCUUACUUAACAGCAGCUACACAAAAAAUGCAAUUUCAGAAAAAGAAAUAAAGAGGGAGUGCCAAAAUCACAAUCACAAGGAAGUGAAAAAGCAGCAGUGUCUUGACACAGAAGAAGAAAAGUGGCUAGAAAAAUGAAAAGACGAGAAAGGUGUGGGGGGCAAGGUUUAGGCACAUUAAGCGAGAACCUACGGCAAAUGGGGCUGUGUGCCAAACCUGACUUCAGCACAGGCAGGAUGUCCGUUGGGUGUAGCUGUUAGUAAUUAAUGGUUUUUGCUGUGAGAAUAACUUGUUUUCUCUUGGUAAGGGACAAAUUCUAAACUCAUUAAAAUUAAUGAUUAAAGUUUUUUCUUUUGGGGGCAAAUCUAACCUUAUAAAUAUGAUCGUAAGAGUGAUUUGGUGAGAAACAUAUGUUAAAGUAGUAUUUUUUAUUUUAGUAACUUUUUUAAUAAUCUGAAGCAAUGUUGUACGUAUCGUAUGAUACGACCCCGUAUCGUACGAUACGUAUCGUCUCGUUUGAAAAAAACGGUACGAUACACCCCCCGUAUCGUAAAAAGGGGGUGUAUCGGCCCUGUAUCGCACGUAUCAUACGAUACAGGGCCUGUAUCGUACGAUAUGGCCUAAAAACGCAAAAGGGGGCCGAGACCUACUUAUUCGGCUUCUUUUUCAAAUUUUUCUUUCGUUCUUCAUUUCUAACGCUUGGAUAGUGCCGUAAGGGAGGGCGAUCGUUCAUUUUCACCAUGAAAAACUUGAUUUUCAUCGUCAAAUCGAAGAUUAAGUGGUCGAUUUGUGCGUGGGUGCUUGAUUUUCGUGGGAAGGAAAGGGGUUUUCUUCAUUUCAGACAUUUCUUCUUCGUAAGAUAUGGAUCCUACAUGGCAAUGGUGCGAAAGGGUGAAGGAGAAUAACCGUUUGAAACUCAAAUGUGGCUUCCGUGGGAAUACACUUUCAAGAGGGAUUAUUAUAAUGAAACACCAUUUGGCAGGGACCUCCAAAGAUGCGUCUCCUUGUGUUGGAGGUCCAAGCAAACCUUUGCCUCCAUUUGUGCGUCAACAAUGUUUAGAUAUGCUUCAUGCUUUACGUCAAAAGAGAAUACAAAAAGAAAUUGAAGAUGCAGAUGUAGGCUAUAAUGUGCCUUUGGAAGAUGAAGAAGAAGAGGAAGAAGCUUAUGAAUGUGAUGAUGAAGACGAUAGCAGUCUAAGAACAGAUUUGGAGACCUCAAGAGGUAGAGAUCGUAGAGGAAAAGGGAUUAUGUAUGAAGGAGGUCGAUCUGGCAUAACGGGAAGGAAGAGGAGAGGCACAACAGAUGUUAGGGCCAGGCGUGGUAUGCGACCACCUAGUGGUAGAGUUCCUACUAGUAGGACUAGUGUUGACUCUAUUAAGAGUUUUUUCCCUUCAUAUACCAGCCCAGGUGGUCAGCCGCAGAUUCGUGCUGCUAUGACAUCUAAAGAUAUGCUAUAUCAUGCACAAAAACAGGUAGGGAAAUGGUUUUAUGAUGCAUGUAUUCCAUUUAAUGCAGCUAAUUCUUUUCAAUUCCAAGCCAUGGCAGAUGCAAUUACUUCUAUAGGCCCCGGAUUCAAAAUGCCAUCAUAUCAUCAAUUGAGGGGCAAAAUUCUUCAGGAUACAAUCAAAGAAGUGUCUGAGCAUUGCGAUGAGUUGAAAUUAUGUUGGAAGGAAACAGGUAGCUCCAUUAUGUCAGAUGGUUGGACUGAUACAAGGUCAAGAACACUUGUAAAUUUUCUUGUUUAUUGCCCUAAAGGUACAAUGUUGUUGAAAUCUCUUGACUUGUCUGAUGUUCCUAAGACUGCUGAGAUUUUAUUCAAUGUUUUUGAUAAUGUCGUACAAGAAGUUGGACCUGCAAACAUUGUACAGUUUAUUGCAGAUAAUGCUGCAAAUUAUAGAGCUGCAGGAGAUUUGUUAUUUCAAAAGUAUAGAACAUUUUAUUGGAAUCCAUGUGCCACUCAUUGUGUUAAUCUAAUGCUUCAAGAUCUUAAUGAGAUGCAUGAUAUGAAAUCAGCCAUUGACCAAUGACAAGAGGUAACAAAAUUUAUCUAUAAUCAUGAGAAAAUUUACAAAAGGAGUUGAAUUAAUACGACCUGCACAAACUAGAUCUGCCACAAAUGUAUUGACUGUGCAGAGUGUGGUGAAACAAAGAACUCAUUUGAAACAGAUGUUUGCUAGUGAAGAAUGGGCUGCAUAUCCACAUGCUCAUAAAAGAAAUGUUUAUUUAGUUGUGGAUAUUAUAUUCAAUAACGUAUUUUGGGAAUCAUGUGUGAAGCUAUUGAAGGUUUGUGUUCCAUUAGUUAAGGUUCUCAGGUUGGCUGACAGCGAGAACAGACCUUCCAUAGGGUACUUAUAUGAGGCUAUGGACAAAGCAAAAGAGGCAAUUCGAGACAACUUAAAGGAAAAAAAAAAGUUAUAUAUGCCCAUAUGGAAGAUUAUAGAUAAAAGGUGGACUGGACAGCUUCAUCAACCUCUUCAUGCAGCAACUUAUUAUCUAAAUCCUGCAAUUAGUUUUUCUCCUACAUUUAAGAAGGACAGAGAAGUCAUGCAUGGUUUGUUAGAUUGUAUUAAUGUGUUAGUGGAAGAUUCUACAGAACAAGAUGUUGUGCACAAUGAGUUGGAUCUAUAUGAUAGUUGUUUUCGGAACAUGAGACUACCUGCCGCCGUUCGAGCCAGGACAACGAUGCGUCCAGAUUUGUGGUGGAAUAGGUAUGAGUUUGAUUGUCCAAACCUAGCACGUUUUGCAGUCAAAGUCCUCAGCCAGACAUGCAGUGCUAGUGGAUGCGAAAGGAACUGGAGUGUGUUCCAACAUAUCCAUAGCAAAAAAAGGAAUAGGCUCGAACAUAAAAGGUUGAAUGACCUUGUCUUUGUUCGAUAUAAUAUGAGGUUGAAACAAAGAGAAUUAGAAAAAUCAUUAGCAAGGAAGCACACAUCUCAGUACGAUCCUAUCAGCUUGGAAAAUUUUGACGAUCUAGAGCCAUGGAUUGAAGAAGAACUAGCUACAAUAUUUGAUGAUGAAGAUCUUGAAUGCUUCAACCUUGAAGCUGAAGAAUAUUUGAUGAUGAAGAUCUUGAAUGCUUCAACCUUGAAGCUGAAGCAACAGAAGGCUUUGUUGAUGAAGGAGAGUUUGCUACUGCUGGUGCUGGUGCUGAAUAUGUUGGUGAAGAUCUUCCAAUUCUUGACGAAGAAGAAGAAGAAGAUGAUGAAGAUUAUGAAUGAUGAAUCAUGAAUGAGAGUCAAGUCAAGAGUGCUUUCAUUUUAUAUGUAUCAAAAACUUAAGAGUUAUGAAUCUAUGGUUGUUGAACACU
Molecule: messenger RNA, 5958 nt
Organism: Nymphaea colorata (pocket water lily)
Lineage: Eukaryota; Viridiplantae; Streptophyta; Magnoliopsida; Nymphaeales; Nymphaeaceae
Product: pentatricopeptide repeat-containing protein At5g56310
Exons: 8
Coding region: 85-1941 (618 amino acids)
Biological process (GO): RNA modification
Molecular function (GO): protein binding; RNA binding
Source: RefSeq, a predicted model, not a curated record